CAGGGCCUUCGGCGGCGCGCACGCCGGCCGGCUCCUGCGGGGGCCGCGGCCGGCAGGACUGGCGCAGCUGGGGCCGGCGCCCGAUGUAUCGGGGAGGCGGCGCGUGGGCACCUCCAUGCUGAUCGUGCGCGUGCCGUCGGCGGUCGGCGACGAGAUCGCCGUGGUCGACCUGCUGAGGUUCAUCCACGACGAGAUCCACGGCCCCAGCGCACACUUCAUGGAGAGCGUCUCCGAGAUCUCGGAGGUCAUGGACCACUUGGACUUCAGCCCAGGCGCGACGGUGCUGAUGGACGACGCGAAGCUGAUGGUCGAGCACAUGGGGGCCUCUCCAGAGCUGCUCGAAGCAUUCGUCGUGAGGGAGGGGUCCCAGGAGCUGGAAAGUCUGUAUUGCCACCAGUGCGAGAUGUGGUACAUGAGCAAGGAGCCCGCCGACGGCCCCCACGGCUCCGGGCCGGUGUCCACCGCCUGGACCGGCGGCUGCCGCGGGCACUGCGGCAUCGGCGUGGGCCUCCCCGGCCGCGGCGCGCCCGAGGGCGCGUCGAGGCGCUGAGCGACGCAGUGAGACCGCAGCACGGAGUCGGCGCUGGAAUGGGGCGACUUGGCGGCGUUACAGGCAGCUGAUGGGACGCCUUGCGCCGAAGCGUGCUGUUUGGAGCGCCCUGGCUGCACCGCGUUCCUCGACGUAGGGCUGCGGCGCGUGCGCCUUCGGGGCCGCACGAGCGCCUCGGUGCUUUGCUCGGGCGGCCCGACGGGGCCGGGGGGGUGGGAGGCGAGACGAGGCUUCCCCCGGGUGUAGGAAGGAGUUGCGUGUCUGCUCGGGUGCUCUGCCUGACGCCGCAUGGAGCCAUCCACCAUGAGGGCAAGGAGCGCACUCGAUCAGAGCUGGCUUGUUUUUAUCAAGCGCUGUAGCAGGACUUCCUUAGACAGCGGGCACCGGUCGCGGAUGUCCGGUCGCACGGGCCGAUCCCCGCCCCGCCCGAAAAAAGAGAACGGAGAUACAUUGAAUCGUCGAUCCUCCGGAA
Molecule: messenger RNA, 1022 nt
Organism: Prorocentrum cordatum
Lineage: Eukaryota; Dinophyceae; Prorocentrales; Prorocentraceae
Source: the annotation of a GenBank genome assembly